Messenger RNA from Symbiodinium sp. CCMP2592, 504 nucleotides. The record is from the annotation of a GenBank genome assembly. Lineage: Eukaryota; Dinophyceae; Suessiales; Symbiodiniaceae.
AUGAGAAGCGGAAAGCUUGUGCCGAGCGGUAGCACUGAUGCCAUCUCGUUUCAUUGCUGUCAUUCCGAUGCAGACACGUUGUUGAAGGGCCCAGCCGAAUCUUCCGGGACUAUGCGAUCUGCGGCAGCUGUGGCUGGCGAAGGGCAGCGACAGCAGCAAGCCAAAGGUGCCAGGAAAAGACUCCACAGCGCCUCUUUGGAGGCAACGGAGACCGGUCGUCGUGUUGCGAGCCUUGGCUCUUCGGCGCAUCGCAAGGACCGCAAGGACGCUCAGAGCCCGUCGUCGCCGCUUGGCUCUGGGCCUCCUCGCAGCUCGCCUGCAGACAGCGCGGAUCGGCUCGGCCUUCUGCAAGCGGUGAUGCGGGGGGUGUGGAGCGUUUCCGGCAGCAGCGAAGGACAUUGCACGCGUGAUGUGGGGAGCUCGCCUCAUGAUAAGAUCAGAGAAGGCAGUUGUGCAGCCACCGCCCGUUUCCCUGCCGUCAAUUUUAGAAGGUGUGGAGCGUGA